This is a messenger RNA of Physcomitrium patens, 3792 nucleotides long. Its product is annotated as ubiquitin-activating enzyme E1 1. The record is from RefSeq and is a predicted model, not a curated record. Gene Ontology annotation, molecular function: SUMO activating enzyme activity. Lineage: Eukaryota; Viridiplantae; Streptophyta; Bryopsida; Funariales; Funariaceae. Gene Ontology annotation, biological process: protein sumoylation. Gene Ontology annotation, cellular component: SUMO activating enzyme complex; cytoplasm.
UCCCCAACUGCUAUGCCACGUCUGGCAAUGCGCUCUCUUACAGCAAUUGCGUUUUUAAGGGGCUCCAGCGGAACCAUUGUCCUUCCUGCCGAGCGACGCUUCGUAGCGGAGGAAGCUGUGACGUUGCUUCGCCCUCCGAUCUUCGUCUCCCCGUCGCCAGGCGAUUGAGUUAGGAUUGUGGAUGUUGAGUAGGGUUUGGAGCUUUAGUGAAGCUGAAUUGCAAGUGCGGAAUGCGUGAGAGGCACGCAGAGAAAGGAGAACGUGUAGGUGCCGUCUUGCUACAUGCUGCCUAAAAAGAGAGAGUCUGGGGAGGAGGCAGAGUUUGGAAAAAACAGCUUGAAAAGGAAGCGCGUGGAACCUUCCAGCGGCAGUGUAGUGUUGGGGAAGAACCGAGAGCUCGUCAUGGCGCCCGACAGCAACAUGGAAGUAGAGAUCGAUGAGGAUCUUCACAGUCGGCAGCUCGCUGUAUAUGGCAGGGAGACUAUGCGUCGUUUAUUUGGGGCUCAGGUUCUCAUCUCCGGUCUGCAGGGUCUCGGUGUUGAGAUUGCCAAAAAUGUGAUUUUGGCGGGGGUGAAGUCGGUCACGCUGCAUGAUGCUGGAAAUGUAGAGCUUUGGGAUCUUUCUGCUCAAUUCUAUUUCACUGAGGAGGAUGUAGGGAAGAACCGUGCUUUGGCAUGCGCAGAUAAGCUCAAGGAGCUGAACACGGCAGUUCUUGUCACCACCAGCACAGGUGAUAUUACGGAGCAACUUUUGUCAGCUCAUUCGGUCGUUGUCUUCACCGACAUAACGUUGGACAAGGCUAUUGAGAUCGACGAAUUCUGUCAUAGACGUGAGCCAGCCAUCGCUUUUAUCAAGGCAGACAUAAGAGGGGUGUUUGGAUCCGUUUUCUGUGACUUUGGACCAUCUUUCACAGUUGUUGAUGUCGAUGGCGAAGAGCCUCACACGGGUAUCAUCGCAUCCAUUAGCAAUGAUAAUCCUGCACUGGUCACGUGUGUGGACGAUGAGCGGCUUGAAUUGCAGGAUGGGGACCUUGUUACAUUCUCUGAAGUGCAUGGCAUGUCAGAGCUUAACGACGGAAGACCCCGGCGUGUCAAGGGCACAAGACCAUACUCAUUUUUAUUGGAAGAUGAUACGACUGGUUACGGGGCUUAUGAGAAGGGUGGAAUUUUUACGCAGGUGAAGCUUCCUAAGGUGCUCAAAUUCCAACCCCUGAGGGAGGCGUUAGACAAUCCAGGGGAAUUUUUACUCAGUGACUUUGCGAAGUUUGAUCGACCCCCGUUGUUGCACUUAGCAUUCCAGGCUUUAGAUGCUUUUCGUGUCGAGGUAGGCCGCUUUCCUGCGCCUGCAUCGGAGUCAGAUGCAAACAAGUUGGUCGACAUUGCACACCGAAUAAAUGAGGAGAAGCCCAUCGAUCAGAAACUAGACACAAUUGAUGGCAGUAUUGUGAAACUUUUGGGGAGCGGAUCUCGAGCAGUUUUGAGUCCUAUGGCAGCAAUGUUUGGAGGAAUCGUUGGCCAGGAAGUUGUGAAAGCCUGCUCUGGAAAAUUUCACCCUUUGUACCAAUUCUUCUACUUCGAUUCUGUGGAGUCGCUACCAGCGGAGCCAUUGACACCAGAGGAUGUGAAGCCUUUGAACUCACGAUACGAUGCACAGAUCGCUGUAUUUGGCUCCAAAGUUCAACAAAAGCUAGAACAGUCGAAAUUAUUUUUGGUUGGUGCUGGUGCUCUGGGUUGUGAAUUUCUCAAGAACCUUGCGCUUAUGGGAGUCUCAUGUGGCCCGAAAGGAAACCUCACUGUAACGGAUGACGAUGUGAUUGAGAAGAGUAACUUAAGCAGACAGUUUUUGUUUCGUGACUGGAACAUAGGACAAGCGAAGUCGACAGUGGCUUCAUCAGCGGCCAUUGCAAUCAACCCUUCCUUCAAUGCAGUGGCGUUGCAGAACCGUGUCAGUCCUAAUACAGAGAAUGUCUUCGACGAUACUUUCUGGGAAGGUCUCGACUUGGUAGUCAAUGCUUUGGACAACGUUAAUGCGAGGCUCUACAUCGAUUCUCGGUGCGUUUAUUUCCAGAAGCCUCUCCUCGAGUCAGGAACUUUGGGCACAAAGUGCAACACACAGGUGGUAAUUCCUAACCUGACAGAAAACUACGGCGCAUCACGUGAUCCUCCUGAGAAGCAAGCUCCCAUGUGCACUGUACACUCAUUCCCUCACAAUAUUGACCAUUGCUUGACGUGGGCACGCUCGGAGUUUGAAGGUUUACUAGAGAAGACCCCGGCUGAGGCGAAUGCGUUUUUAUCUAAGCCUGAAGAAUAUAAGACUGCAGCGAAGAAUGCAGGUGAUGCUCAGGCCCGGGAACUUUUGGAGCGAGUUGUGGAAUGCCUGGUCACGGAGCGCUGUGCCUCAUUCGAAGAGUGCAUUACAUGGGCCAGGCUUAGGUUUGAAGACUAUUUCUCGAACCGAGUUAAGCAACUCACAUUUACGUUUCCAGAAGAUGCGACCACCAGCAAUGGAUUGCCAUUCUGGUCAGCUCCGAAGCGAUUUCCCAAACCCCUGCAGUUCUUUUCAUCUGAUCCUUCCUGUCUCUCUUUUGUCGCUGCGGCAGCUAUUCUGCGAGCUACUACGUUCGGUAUCUCAGUGCCAGCGUGGGCCUUGGAUGCGAGGAAACUGGCCGAAGCUGUAGACAAGGUUAAGGUGCCUGACUUUGCACCAAAGCAAGGCGUGAAAAUUGUGACUGACGAGAAAGCCACUAGUAUUAAUUCCUCUAGCAUGGACGAUGAUUACCAGAUUGAGAUGUUGAUCAAAAUUCUGGAUGAGGGUGUCAAAAAACUACCUCCUGGUUUUAAAAUGAAUCCUGUGACGUUCGAGAAGGAUGAUGAUACCAACUUUCACAUGGAUCUGAUAGCAGGACUCGCCAACAUGCGAGCACGAAAUUACAGCGUACCUGAAGUGGAUAGAUUGAAGGCAAAGUUCAUUGCUGGCCGCAUCAUUCCUGCCAUAGCCACAACCACAGCUAUGGCUACAGGACUCGUCUGCUUGGAAUUGUACAAGGUUAUACUAGGGCAUAAUGUCGAACGUUACAGGAACACCUUUGCUAACCUGGCACUUCCUUUGUUUUCAAUGGCUGAGCCUGUACCUCCGAAGAUGUUCACUCAUCAAAAUCUCAAGUGGUCUAUCUGGGACCGUUGGGUUAUUGCUGGGGAUCUUACCCUAAAGGAAUUAUUGGAAUGGUUUGGAGAAAGGGGCCUGACUGCGUACAGCAUUUCUUGUGGCCAGUCUCUGUUGUACAACAAUAUAUUUCCUAAGCAUCGUGAGCGCAUGGGAAAGAAGGUGGUGGACCUGGCAAGGGAUAUUGCCAAACUUGAUAUUCCGCCUAACCGCCGGCACUUCGACAUAGUGGUUGCGUGUGAAGACGUCGAUGGAAACGAUCUUGAUGUACCGUUGGUCUCCAUUUGUUUCAGCUGAUCAAGCCCUAAACGCAAAUGCCUCUGGGUCUCCUAUUUUGUCGUUUUAUAACAAGUUGACUGCAUUACCCAUUGACAUUUCCAUGUGAAAUGUAACUGGAGGUUUCAUUGCAACUGAAAUUGCAGUGAUGGCAUAAUUUCUUAGCCAUCUUGACCAUGUUUAAUUGUGACUUGUAUGUUUGGAAUCACUGUAAGUUUCGAUAAUAUGUCUAGGGGGUGAUGGAUUGUACGGCCCGGCCAAUCCUAGGUUAGUGUACUGCCGCUGGUAGGUGCCAAAGUAAUUGAAAUCUUGUAAUGAAUUCUAAGUUGCAUUAAGAUUUCACAUGUUUUCUUA